CGCGAACGCCCGUUUGUUUACAUCACGAUGACGGAGACCAUUUCCUCCUUUCCGUAAAUCGCCUCCUUUUAUCGCUCUGACUCGAAGACACUGAGAUACAUAAGAGAUGCUGUCCCCAAAUGUCCCUGAGUUCGUUCCAAGAGGAAUGCAGUCCACAGGCCCAACCGGAGGAUAUGAGCGGACUAUUCCACCGGUGGUUGAAAGGCACCAUACAAGCCAGAGCUCCAUUCAGACAAUCAGAGCUGAGAGAAAGCAGGAAGAUGGGCAGCAGAGACGAGUGCAAAAUGCCUCUUUGCUAGAGCCAGAGAGAAGGGAUUUAAAAGACUCUUUUGGUGGUAAGAAGGGGGGAGGCUCGAACAGAGGCAGGCAUGGGUCAUAUAGUUCUUACACAAGAGAUAGAGACAGUCUUCGAAGCUAUGACAACUGGAGGCAGAGAGUGGAUGAAAAUCCAACUGACAGACAAGGUUCUUAUUUCAAGAGCACAAGGAGACCCACCAAGGGUGAUUCAGAAGGAGACUGCAACAAAAAUAGGAGUCAACAGGGUAAACAACGUCCCUGGAGGCAGAAAGGUGAAAGUCAAGAAAGGGAGAAUGUCCAGAACAAAGAAGGAAAGAAAACUGUGGGGAGAGGGAAGAACAUAGCCAUAGGGCCAACCCAUGCCACAGAGGCUCAGUCCCCUUCAUAUUGCAAGCCAGGUGUCAGUUAUGGUAAAAUCCUUGCUGGUGAUUUUGCUUGGGGUGGAAAGACUGCACCGGUUGGAGAUGGAGGUAAUCACCCGAAAAACUCCAAUGACUCAGGCUUGAUCCAAGCCUCAAAUGCCCAGCAAGAUGAGCAAUGGCCUUCCCUCCCAGGUUUCCAUACCAGGGCACUGGCCAAGGGGGAGAGGGUAGAGGCUGAAAGUCCCAGAGGUAGAGCGACUUCUCUUGCACCGGAGGGAGCUAGGAUAGACAGCGUGAAAGAUCCAGCUCUAAAAGAGAGUAAUAAAAUAGGGAAGGAGGGAGUGGAAGCAACCAAGGGAGAAAAUGAAGAUUUGUCAAGGGGAAAGUGGACAUCUAGUGAUGAGAAAAAAGUUGGUGAAAAGGAUGAUAAAAGACAAUCAGAAAGUGCUACUGUCUGUGAAAUUAGAAGAAAUGAGAAUGCACUAAAGGAGGGUCAUACAGGCCAAAGACAUGAUUCACUGGAUUUAAAGCCAGUUCCUAGAGAAGGAGAGAAAAAAUACACAAACAGAUCUCCAAGAGGAAAAGACACAAGCAACCAACAACCAGAGGAAAAGCAAGACGGGAACUUUGAAUGGCAGGUUAAAAGAGAUCGUCGGAAACAAGUGAAAUCUCAUGAAGAGACGACAAAGUUGAGUGUUUCAGUGCAGCAGCAGAAAGGAGAGAAAAAUAGGAAAGGCAAAGCUGAUGUCAACCCUAGUUUUGCAAAGGGGAAAGCAGUAUCCAAGAGUGAAACCAAGUCAACAAAUCAACACACUAUGAAAAAUAAGCCUCAUGUAGUUACAACAUCUGCUAACAAGAUUAGCAGGAAAAUUAAGCAAAAUUCUCCAGGGCAACAAGAUCAGUCAGCUGUGGACGGACUUGGUGUUUCAUCUCUUGCUGAUAAAGCUUCUACCAAGAAUAAUGGUUCUGUGCCAGUAGAUGCUAAGAAACCCAUCACUUCGGAAAAAGAUUCAUCCAAGCUGAAAGCAAAGAAACUUAAAAAGAAGGAAGAGAAGAUGAAAAUAAGAGAGCAACAGAUCCGGAAAGCUCAGGAGAUGAUGAAGAAAGACUCUAAGCUCUCAAUGAUAACAAAGGCCUUCUUAGAAUCAGCCGCCUAUACUGGCAGUGGUGGGCAGACAUCAGUAAUGUCAAAAACAGCUGGCCAGAGCCUCUUUGAGAAUUUCCCCAGUCUGGGUGAACAGAGGCCAUACAAUGUAAAAAGAAAUGUUAAAGGUAAUGCAGUGCCUCCAGCUACUAGUAAAAGUGGUUCUCAUGAAGAUUCCAGGGAGAGGAAUAAACCAAGAAACCCAUCAGUUCCUCUGGCAGGUCAAGCCAGUGGUAGUGGGACAGCCAGUGGAAGUGUGACUUCCACUUCUGUUUCAAGCUACUCUGGGGUGCUCUUGGCCUCACCCAGGAGAGCUGCAGAAUCUCAGUCUCGCGCCAUGGACGACAGUCAGGUCAAGGACACGAGGAAUGUGGUGGCACAGAAGAAAAAGGUUAAGACUAGGGACCGCAUUGAACUGGACCUCAUGUGUGCAGCGCUUGAGUCCAAGAAGAGGAAAGAAAAGGAACUCUCUGAUAAGAUCCUCAUGUCGGAGUUGCAUCCUGGAUUAGAAAAGCCCAAGAGAAGUAUGGAAACUCAUACAGUUGUCAAAGGCUCGAAAAAUGCUUUUGCUGGUCAUCUCAGAGCCAAGGUAAAUGCACAUAUAUUAUAG
Molecule: messenger RNA, 2413 nt
Organism: Penaeus indicus
Lineage: Eukaryota; Metazoa; Arthropoda; Malacostraca; Decapoda; Penaeidae
Product: caldesmon-like
Exons: 3
Coding region: 107-2413 (768 amino acids)
Source: RefSeq, a predicted model, not a curated record